CUGCAUCAUCAUGCCUGAACCAUCGAAACCCGCCCCUAAGAAGGGUUCCAAGAAAGCCGUCUCCAAAACCACCAGCAAGACCGGCAAGAAGAGACGAAAGACCAGGAAGGAGAGCUAUGCCAUCUACGUGUACAAAGUCCUGAAGCAGGUCCACCCCGACACCGGGAUCUCCUCCAAGGCCAUGGGUAUCAUGAACUCCUUCGUGAGUGAUAUCUUUGAGCGUAUCGCCGGGGAGGCUUCCCGUCUGGCUCAUUACAACAAGCGCUCCACCAUCACCUCCAGGGAGAUCCAGACCGCUGUCCGCCUGCUGCUGCCCGGAGAGCUGGCUAAGCACGCCGUGUCUGAGGGCACCAAGGCCGUCACUAAGUACACCAGCUCCAAGUAAACUGCUUUUCUGCCAAGCAAACCCAACGGCUCUUUUAAGAGCCACCCACUUCGUCUGAAGAGUAAAUGUUCAGCUUAAGUGUUGUACUGUAAAACUUUAGAUUACAGUUAUUAUAAUGUUAAGCCCAUAAUGACUAUGACUGUGUGUUUGUCACUACCUGGACAAAACCCACUGAAUACUAUUAAAUACACCAAAUCUAUUGGGACCUUUUUAAUGUUAUUAGACAUUUCUGAAACACCGGGAUGUUUUGUCAACAAAGUUGAGGCUGCAUGCCAUGUAAUAGCUUCUGUAGGCAGCAUUGAGCUGUGGUAGAAAAGAAGAGCAGUCCUACCAGAGUACAGUCAUUAAUGUUUGGGUCUGAUGCACUGUUUAUGUAAGGUGUUUCAAAUGAAAGCUGUAUCUUGAACAUUUAAAGAGAAUGUGAAGAAACUGAAGUGGAUUUUCAAAUAAAUUCAUCUGAACAUAUCAGUCUGU
This is a messenger RNA of Labrus bergylta (ballan wrasse), 859 nucleotides long. RefSeq names its product histone H2B 1/2. Gene Ontology annotation, cellular component: nucleosome. Gene Ontology annotation, molecular function: structural constituent of chromatin; protein heterodimerization activity; DNA binding. The record is from RefSeq and is a predicted model, not a curated record. NCBI's taxonomy places the organism in Eukaryota, Metazoa, Chordata, Actinopteri, Labriformes, Labridae.